AUGGCAGAACCGGGCAUCGGCACCUUGAUCAUCGCCUUAAUCGAUGGCAAGUUCGACGCCAUGGACCGCCAAAUCUCCAGUCUGCGCGAGGAGCUCGACGAGAAGAUGUCGGACGUCACGCUCAAGCUCAAGAAAUUGGGCGAUGACGCUAAUGCCCAUAGCGAGAAGUUGAACGAAUUGGACGCGAAGCAAGUUGAGCUGUCGAAGAGUAUAGCUCUUCUCCAGAAGCCUCUCAACUCGCUAGCGAAGGUGGAGGAAAUGGUGAGAGAUCUGGGAGAAGAGUACAACAAUGUCCAAGAAGAGGUAUCACGUCAGAAGGAGCUUCAGGUUACGAUGUUGGAGCAACACAAUGACCUGCGCCUCACGGUCCAUCGUCAGCAGGGAUUUAUAGACACGGUUCUAGGCGCUGCCGCGAACUAUCCAGGCGGCGGCGCGAAGAGCGUGUCCGUCCGCCCAGUCUCCGCUUCAUCUCCUACCCUCAACGGCAACACUUCACCUAACCGUUUCCCGGACGAGUCGACAGAGGAAGAGAACCGCAAACGCACCGCCUUCGCAAGAAACAGUGCAAGUUUUGACGCCGAGGCGAUUGACUCCAACGCUAUGCGUGCCGAUUCUGUACCAGCCUCUCUGAAGCGUCGCAAAGCCAAACAAGACCUCAAAGCAGGUCACGAACGCCACUCAAGCGAAAGCGGCAUCCUCUACGAGCAGCACCGCAGCAGCGAUGAAAUCGUCCUCGUAGCAGCUCAGGUUCAUCGUCGUGCGUCUCGUGAGCUACCGCUGCAGAGCCCAGGUACUCGCAAGAUCCUGGAGGCACUGGAGAAUGGUCGCGACAGCGCAGAAGUCCUCCGCGCCGAGCGUGGUGCCUGCCAUUGA
This is a messenger RNA of Pseudocercospora fijiensis CIRAD86, 873 nucleotides long. RefSeq lists its product as uncharacterized. NCBI's taxonomy places the organism in Eukaryota, Fungi, Ascomycota, Dothideomycetes, Mycosphaerellales, Mycosphaerellaceae. The record is from RefSeq and is a predicted model, not a curated record. The transcript has 4 exons. Bases 1 to 873 code for a protein of 290 amino acids.